AUGGAACCGAAGUCAAUUCAAUAUCUUCGACUCAUAACUUGCUUCAUCUGCCUGUUCUCACUAGUGGCAACGAAAGAACUAGCAUUUGUGCAAGCUAUUUGGAGGCAUGGCGAUCGGGCCCCUAUGUCACAUCCUUACCCAAAUGAUCCCUACAACGAGAGUGCAUGGCCACGAGGCUGGCAACAGCUAACUAAUAUAGGCAUCGCUCAGAUGAAUGAACUUGGAAGGUAUUUUCGAUCAAAAUAUGGAUCCUUCAUCGCACCCCACUAUGUGGCAAGUCAGGUUUAUAUCCAAUCGUCAGACUCAGAUCGAGCCCUUACCUCAGCGCAAGCUUUCACCUCCGGUUUUUACCCCGCGCAAAAUGAUAGUUUCCAGUGGCAACAUGGCAAUCCUUGGCAACCAGUCCCUAUACAUGCUCCGGCGCCUGUCGAAAAAGAUUUGCUACUCAAACCUACCUAUGUUGAUUGCAAAAAUUAUGACAGUAUCGUGGACGCCGAUGAUGCAAAACAUGCUGCUGUUUAUAACAUACAGUAUGCGGAUAUGUUUAAAGUGCUUGAAGAAAAAACUGGCAUCGCGAGUUUCUCUUACGCAAACCUCUCUAAUGUUUAUGAUAUAACGAGAGAGCUAAAUAACAAUUUGACGGACAAACAACCUGCAUGGACGUUCCAAAGGUGGCCUAAAUAUGGCAAUCGCAGUACACUGGAUAUAAUAAGUGAAAUACGACGUAUACGCAAGAUGUCAAAAUUCGACUCACCUAACAAGGCAAAGAUGACAGGAGGCUACUUGCUAAACACCUGGAUCAAAGACGCUUUAAAGGUUGCUAACGGAACUAUGAAGAAUCCUAGCAGAAUGAUGUUGUAUUCUGCACACGAUGGCAGCAUAUCAGCAUUGAUGUAUGCAAUGAAUGUUGCAAAUGACUUGCUGAUUCCUUACGCGUCAGCUGUAAUUAUGGAAGUUUACAAGGACAACAAUGACUUCUUGGUUGAGCUUUUUUAUCGAAACGACACUUCAAAGCCUCCAUAUCGUCUCCAAAUUCCUGGAUGUUCGGACCGAUGUACGGUUCAGAAGAUGGCUGAGCAAUACUCAAACAUGAUGGUGACCAGUCUUAGCGAACAUCAAGAGGUCUGUGGUACGCCAAUAAUUGACUGCAAUAAGUCGACGUCGGCUCCGUUUUCUCUGGCCCUUAUUAUUUUGGUAGUAGCAAUGCAACUAAAUUUGUUACAACCAAGUUGGAUACAUUAG
Molecule: messenger RNA, 1242 nt
Organism: Cylicocyclus nassatus
Lineage: Eukaryota; Metazoa; Nematoda; Chromadorea; Rhabditida; Strongylidae
Source: the annotation of a GenBank genome assembly